AUGCCUUCCUCCAUGUUAAAGAUUACCACCUUAGUUGCAUUAGCAUCAUACAUUUCCACCACAUUGGCCGCUCCACCAGCCUGUUUAUUAGCUUGUGUUGCUCAGGUUGAAAAGAAGUCUGAUUGUACUGGAUUAAAUGAUUUAUCUUGUAUUUGCUCUAGCAAGGGUAGUGAUGUCAAGAAGUGUUUAGAUGACAUCUGUCCAGAUGGAGAUGCAAAUAGUGCCAAGUCAGCAUUUGAAGAUUCUUGUGAAGGCCACUCCAGCUCUUCGUCAUCGUCGAGUGAAGCUUCUUCUUCCACCAAGGCUUCCUCCAGUGAAGCUUCUUCUUCCACCAAGGCUUCCUCCAGUGCGGCCUCUUCUUCUGAUGCUGCUUCUUCUGGUGCUGCUUCUUCUGGUGCUGCUUCUUCUGGUGCUGCUUCUUCUGGUGCUGCUUCUACCACCGAAGCUUCUUCCCAAUCUGCUUCCAACGAAAGUUCAGCUGCCCCAACACAAGCCUCCUCGCAAGUUGCUAGUGACGACGAAGAAUCCACCUCGUUGGCUGGUGUUGCAACCACCGUCUCCAGCUCUACAUCUGGUUCAAGUGUUCCAGUUGUCCCAACCCAAUCUGAAGACGGUGCUAAUGUCCAAGGUCUUUCUGUUGGUGCCAUCUUAGCUGGUUUAGCUGGUGUUGCUUUGUUAUAA
Molecule: messenger RNA, 681 nt
Organism: Debaryomyces hansenii CBS767
Lineage: Eukaryota; Fungi; Ascomycota; Pichiomycetes; Serinales; Debaryomycetaceae
Gene: SSR1
Product: Ssr1p
Exons: 1
Coding region: 1-681 (226 amino acids)
Source: RefSeq, a predicted model, not a curated record